Camelina sativa (false flax) is the source of this 1995-nucleotide messenger RNA. It is a transcript of the gene HRD1A, whose product is annotated as RING/U-box superfamily protein. Gene Ontology annotation, cellular component: endomembrane system. Gene Ontology annotation, biological process: ERAD pathway; proteasome-mediated ubiquitin-dependent protein catabolic process. Lineage: Eukaryota; Viridiplantae; Streptophyta; Magnoliopsida; Brassicales; Brassicaceae. Gene Ontology annotation, molecular function: ubiquitin protein ligase activity. The record is from RefSeq and is a predicted model, not a curated record.
AGCAAGGGUAUAAUUGGAAUUUUAAGAAACCAGCAGCGAAGAACUAAAAAAAUUGGUCUUAAAUCGGAAAAACAUAGAAACACCGCAAACUGGCUCUUUCCUCCUCCGCAUCGUUGGUUUUUCUCCGCCGUCACUGUCGUUCUCUUCCCCUCGCGAUUUCGAUAUCAAGUCCUCUCUCUCUCCUAGAAAACAUCCUUUUCCCCAAUUCGCUGCAGAUCUAUCUUUGAAAUUGUUGAAGAAGAAGAUGAUGAUACGACUAAGAACAUACGCAUGCCUUAGUUUUAUAGCGACACUGGCUGUAAUUUACCAUGCCUUCAGCAGCAGAGGCCAGUUUUAUCCAGCGACGGUUUAUUUAUCAACCUCAAAGAUCAGUUUGGUGCUGCUUCUCAACAUGUGUUUGGUCCUUAUGCUCAGUCUCUGGCAUUUGGUCAAAUUCAUCUUCUUGGGAUCACUUAGGGAAGCAGAGAUCGAGAGGCUGAAUGAGCAAGCUUGGAGAGAGCUUAUGGAGAUUCUCUUUGCUAUUACUAUCUUUCGACAAGACUUUUCUAGUGGGUUUCUUCCUUUGGUUGUGACUCUUUUGUUGAUUAAGGCUUUACAUUGGCUUGCUCAGAAAAGAGUUGAAUUCAUUGAGACUACUCCUUCUGUGUCUAAGUUAUCUCAUUUUCGUAUUGUCUCUUUUAUGGGUUUCCUUCUUCUUGUGGAUAGUCUCUUUAUGUAUAGUUCUGUUCGUCAUUUGAUUCAGACUCGCCAGGCUUCUGUUUCUCUCUUCUUCUCUUUCGAGUAUAUGAUCUUGGCGACAACGACUGUUGCUAUUUUCGUGAAGUAUGUUUUCUAUGUCACUGAUAUGAUCAUGGAUGGUCAAUGGGAGAAGAAACCAGUUUAUACUUUCUAUCUGGAGCUUAUUCGUGACCUGCUUCACUUGUCCAUGUAUAUCUGCUUCUUCUUUGUCAUAUUCAUGAACUAUGGUGUGCCUUUGCACUUGUUACGGGAGCUCUACGAAACCUUCAGGAACUUCCAGAUUCGUGUUUCCGAUUACCUUCGUUAUCGUAAAAUCACGUCCAAUAUGAACGACAGGUUUCCUGAUGCAACUCCUGAAGAACUUGUUGCAAGUGAUGCUACAUGUAUCAUAUGCCGUGAAGAGAUGACAAAUGCGAAGAAACUGAUAUGCGGGCAUCUCUUUCAUGUGCAUUGUCUUCGAUCAUGGUUGGAGCGACAGCAGACUUGUCCUACUUGCAGAGCACUUGUUGUACCUCCUGAGAAUGCCACAUCUGCAGCCGCAGGCCAACGUGGAGUACACCAAGGUUCCCAACAAGGUACAUCAAGCUCAGGCAACCAGGGCUCUGAAACAAGUUCUUCUGCUGGCGUUUCCAAUGAUAAUUUGAGCAGGCACCACGCCAGGCUUCAAGCAGCUGCUUCUGCAGCGUCCAUGUACGGGAAAUCAAUGGUUUACCCAUCUGCAAAAACAGUAGCAUGGUCGCCGGGUAUUCCUGGUACAGAGCAAGUGUCAACUGAACCAGAUCAAACUCGUGCUUCAUCCUUUAACCCGUCUCCACUUCCUCAACAAAGCCUUCCUGGUGAAAACUCCCAAGCCUAUGCAAAUAUGUCAGAGACUAAGCUGGAAGAAAUGAGAAAAUCUCUGGAGACCCACCUCGAGAUUUUGCGAAACCGACUUCAUUUUCUAGAGAAGAGGAAACCUGAAUCCACCGAGCCCACAAGCGAACCAGAUAACAAAGGAAAAUCGGUUGCGGAUGCAGCAGAGUAAAUCCAGUGGAAAAAACAAGCAAAGACUCAGGUAAUAUAACUGAGGCAGAGCAGAUAGAGAAAGGAGAAAGCUUGGUGGUUCUUCCCAGAGAGAGAGAGUAAAGAAAAAACAGACUAAAAAAAAGUGUACAUGUUUUAAAUUCAUUGUCAUAGAAAUUAGUAAGUUUGAGAGACUAAAAAUUAUGAACAGACUGAAUCAUAAACCGUUGUUAUUUAAUUCUUGGGUUUGCAUUA